This is a messenger RNA of Rotaria sp. Silwood2, 786 nucleotides long. The record is from the annotation of a GenBank genome assembly. NCBI's taxonomy places the organism in Eukaryota, Metazoa, Rotifera, Eurotatoria, Philodinida, Philodinidae.
AUGACCACAGGAGGAGGAGGAGGAGACGAAGCAACAGCACAGCGUAUAUUACGUAUUACAGACAUUGCCCAAGAGCCGCUAGAAUUUCUUGCACCUAUCAGCGGUUAUGGAAAAAUGCCCCUAGUUCCUCUGGAAGAAGCAGUCGAACCACUUAUUUCUAUCCUACCAGACGUUCAGAGUCACGCUUAUGUCGCCAAACGAAGAUGUGAGAAUCCUGCCAAUGGACUGUCACGAGAUGAAUCUGCUUCAAUUAUGCUGUACACGAUGGGGUGGGAGCCACUCGAUGAAUGUCUAUAUUUCGUUUUGAAUGAUGCGUUAAGAUCACCAGAUCGACAACAAAAACUUAAACCAUGGUAUUUGUUUCUGAGACUCUUUCUUAGUGCACUCUUUCGUCUUCCACCACUUCCAAAAACUGCAUACAGAGGUAUUAAAUUAGAUCUGAGCAAGCGUUACAUUGAAGGAAAAACAAUUGUCUGGUGGGGUUUCUCAUCGUGCACAACUACUGUUGGUAUUCUAAAAUCUGAACUAUUUUUGGGAACGACAAGUGCUAGGACAAUGUUUACCAUACAAUGCCAAUCAGCUAGAGAUAUUCGUAAGCAUUCGUAUUACUCAGCUGAAGACGAAGUACUUCUUAUGGCUGCGACUCAAUUCAAAGUAAUUAGUUGUCUUAAUCAAGAUAAUCUUAACAUUAUUCAACUGGAAGAAACUCAUCCAUCAUAUCCACUCUUACAGUCAGUACCAGUUGAUAUUCCACCAUCGAUCAAUCCAAUUUUUCCAGGUAAGUGA